UUGUAUGUGUUUUGUUGUUUUCGUCUUCAAAACCGCACUACAGGUUUCCAAGUUUGGGCGUCGGUUGAGCAAGAGCGUAUCGAAUAUAAAUUGAAUUUUUAGAAUAUGUGAAAAUUGCAAUUAUAAAAUUUUUAAUUUGAUUUUGUUUUUGAAAACAAAGUUUUUGUAAUUCUGAAAUUCUGAAUAAAAAUAUUAAUUUGGUGAAAAUAUUGUUAUCUAAUCUGCUAAAAUAUCGUUGUGAAUCAUGGAUACGUAUAGUGCUGAAAAAUUAUUAGCAUUCUUCUAUCCAGUAAUCAUACUUAUGUCGCUUUUGUGCUGUAUUACGUCUGGUGUUGCAUGGGUUCAUUGGCGACACGUUCUCAAUGCUUGUCCAGUAACAAAUUGUGGAUGCUUCUUAAAUGGACAUAGUACUUAUAACGAAUUCGAAGGUGGACACAUUGCAUAUUGCCACUUUGCAACUUAUGGAUUGAUCUUGCCACUAUUCUUUGCUGUAAUAUUGGGAAUCUAUCAUGUUUACCGGGUGUGCAUGGGGACGGGGAAGAGGAAGCAAGGUGUUACGACACUUCGACAGAGAUCUGGUGAUAUGAUUGUCGUUACAACAGAAUCAGAAAUGAUGAACAACGGUAUUUCCCCGUACUAUUGGACACCGGCAUCUGUGAUAUCUUGUGUCAUGUUUUUAUAUACUUUGGUCCACGCUGCCAUAUACACAGAUGGCUUUACAACUACCUGCGAACAAUAUCGUGUAACACUUCUAAAGGAAAUUCAAGGCGUUGGACAUAUUGUUGGUGUAAUCAAAGGACGUCUUUCGUGUGGAGCAGUUUUUGACUUUAUGGAUUUUCUUGUCAGGAGUGACAGAUAUGAACGUCGUCGUUAUGGACAAAUUCAUACAGCAACUUGUCUUUAUAUAGCAUUGAUAGGAACAUGGUUAGCAGUUUUUGCAUGGCUCAGUAUAUCAGUUAUUAAUAUUGUACAAUCAAGAAGAAGCAAAUUAGCUCGAAUGUAAAAGUAACAAAAAUAAUUUUAAGCUUUAAGAGUACCUUAAGAAAUAUAUUCCACCCAAUGUUAAGCAUGUUUUGCAAACAUAUAAAACAAGUAACUUGUAUUUUUACAUUUAUUAUAUAACUAUUUUACGAUUUUAUCGAGUAAUUAUUAAGCAAUGUACGACCGAAAUAAACGAAAAUAAACGAUUGCCAUUUUUUAUAUAUUUCAA
Episyrphus balteatus (marmalade hoverfly) is the source of this 1210-nucleotide messenger RNA. RefSeq lists its product as uncharacterized. Bases 245 to 1003 code for a protein of 252 amino acids. The transcript has 2 exons. NCBI's taxonomy places the organism in Eukaryota, Metazoa, Arthropoda, Insecta, Diptera, Syrphidae. The record is from RefSeq and is a predicted model, not a curated record.